UCCAGCUUUUCCAGAUCCAACACAAUUUCAAAAUCAGAAUAAAAUAAGACCCCUAACACCAAAUUCAAAAUUUCCACUGUUAACGGCUACAUAUCUCUCUCCUCCAUUCUCUCACUUCUUCCCUCACGUCUGCUCCUCUUCUCUCGCUGCCUUGUCCAAACCCUACUUUCCCUAACUCUCUCUCUCUGUUGUUGUACAAUUUCCACAAUGAAGCAUUUUGUACAGUCAAGAAACGCGAUUUUAAGAGAAGCACACGCCAACGGUGAGCCUGCAUUACAGUCGCCAAACCCUAGCUCCAAUAAAUUGAAGCCAUCGCCAACGCAGUUUUCUUCACGGAGGCAAAAGUUGUAUAAAGAGAACGCUCCGCCGUCAAAUCUGAAUUCUAUUCCACUGCCGUCAGAUCAAAAGCCCUCGCCGUCCCCUGCUGCCAAGAUGAAGAGUCCAUUGCCGCCCAGGCCUCCAUCCUUCAACCCUCUCAAGCGCAAACUCAAUAUGGAAACCGUGCCGGAAAAUGCUGUCCUGGAUUCUGGUGUUAAGGUUAUUGUGAGAAUACGACCAAUAACCAAAGAUGAAGAGGAAGGGGAAACGAUAGUUCAAAAGGUAUCCGAUCAAUCUUUGUCAAUAAAUGGCCAUAGCUUCACAUUUGACUCAGUAGCUGAUGCACAAUCAACACAGCUAGACAUUUUCCAUCUUGUAGGAGCCCCUCUUGUUGAAAAUUGUCUUGCUGGAUUUAACAGUUCAGUAUUUGCCUAUGGACAGACAGGAAGUGGAAAGACCUACACUAUGUGGGGGCCAGCUAAUGCCCUCUUGGAAGAGAACUUAUCCAGUGAUCAACAAGGUUUAACUCCUCGUGUCUUUCAACGGCUCUUUGCCAGAAUAAAUGAGGAGCAAAUCAAAGAUGCUGACAAACAACUGAAGUAUCAAUGUCGCUGCUCUUUUCUUGAGAUUUAUAAUGAGCAAAUAACAGAUUUGCUGGACCCAAACCAACGAAACCUCCAGAUAAGAGAAGAUGUGAAAUCUGGUGUCUAUGUUGAAAAUCUAAGAGAAGAGUAUGUGUUUUCAAUGAAGGAUGUGACUCAACUUCUGAUAAAGGGGUUAAACAACCGAAGGACUGGUGCAACCAGUAUAAAUGCUGAGAGUUCUCGUUCACAUGGUGUUUUCACUUGUGUUGUUGAAUCUCGAUGCAAGGGUGUGACAGAUGGCAUAAGCAGCUUAAAAACAAGCAGAAUAAAUCUUGUUGAUCUAGCUGGGUCAGAGCGACAAAAAUUAACCGGUGCUGCUGGCGAACGUUUGAAGGAAGCAGGGAAUAUAAACCGAUCUCUGUCACAGCUAGGGAACUUGAUAAACAUUCUUGCUGAAGUUUCUCAAACUGGUAAGCAAAGGCAUAUCCCUUAUAGAGACUCAAGGUUGACAUUUUUGUUACAAGAAUCUCUUGGAGGCAAUGCAAAAUUAGCAAUGGUGUGUGCUGUUUCUCCUGCACAAAGUUGCAAGAGUGAAACUUUCAGUACAUUGCGGUUUGCACAGCGUGCAAAGGCAAUCAAGAACAAGGCAAUCAUUAAUGAAGAGAUGGAGAAUGAUGUUAAUCACUUGCGAGAAGUAAUUCGACAGCUAAGGGAUGAAUUGCAUCGAGUGAAGAUGAAUAGCAACAGCCCAACAGGCUGGGAUCCUCGUAAAAGCUUGAACCUACUGAAAAGUCUUAUUCAUCCGCAUCCACGACUAACUCAAGUAGAUGAGGAUGGUGAUGAAGAGAUGGAAAUUGAUGAGGAUGCUGUUGAAAAUCUCUGCAUUGAAGGACUGCAACCAGCAGACACUGAAGAUUGCAAUAUUAUUGACAAAAGGAGAUGUAGUUUCGAACAAGAUCCUGAUGCAGUUGUUGAAAUGGAAGAAGGCAUUUCUGAACAAGGUGAGAAACAGGAAACUGUGUAUGUUGAUUGUGCUCACCCUGUUAGAAUUGCCCAAGGUUGUUCCAAUGUUAAUGACAAGGAUGUCCAAAUACUCAUUCGUACGCUUGAUGAAGAUUCCUCCAAAGGGCCCUCCAAUAAUAAUGACAAGGAAAAAAGAAAUCUUAGCUCCUCUGUCGGUAAAUUGUUGACUGAACAAUCACCUAGUAGAAUGAUGGAAUCUGAUUCUCAAACUAGAUUUUCUAUGGAAAUGAUAGUGGUGGGCAAAAUAGAUGGCUCUCAAAAUGAUGCAAUGCAUUGUGCAUCACCUUCUAGCCUCAGCAUAGUCCCAUGUGAAGCAUCACCUACCCUUAAGUCUCCAACUCCAAGUGUUUCACCCAGAAUUACCAGCAGCAGGAAAAGUCUCCGAACCUCAUCCAUUUCAACAGCUUCCCAGAAAGAUUCUAAAGAUGAAAGUAAAUCAAACCUGGAGGAUAUACAUAUAUCUUUUGCAAAAUCCAUGAGUAGCAGCUCAUGUGAUGCUUUGACUUCUCAAAAAAGUAAAGGUUUUCCUGCAACAACAGAGCAUUUGGCAGCUAGCCUCCAUCGAGGCCUGGAAGUUAUUGAGAGUCACCGCAAGAGUUCAGCAUUCAGGCGAUCAUCCUUUAGGUUUUCUUGUAGACCUCCAGAACCCAAGCAAGUGAAGCUGGUUGAAAAAGUUGAUGCAGGCGUGCAAACAUAUCCUGAAAAUAAUGACAUACCAGAAGAAGAUGAAGAGUUUGUCUGUAAGAGAUGCAAGAGCAAGAAACAACUGGAGGAGAAAGAUGCUGAUGACAGCUCAAACUUGCAGUUAGUACCUAUUGAUGGCUCAGAGUGUGCUGAUAAAUCUAAAAAACAAGUUCCCAAAGCAGUAGAGAAGGUUUUGGCAGGAGCCAUCCGGAGAGAAAUGGCUCUGGAAGAGUUUUGUGCCGAACAAACUUCUGAGAUAAUACAGCUUAAGCGUCUGGUGCAACAGUACAAGCAUGAGAGAGAAUGUAAUGCCAUAAUAGGGCAAACAAGGGAGGAAAAAAUUCUUCGGCUUGAAAGCCUUAUGGAUGGUGUUUUACCUACUGAGGAGUUCAUAGAGGAAGAGCUAGUAUCCCUUAUGCAUGAACAUAAGCUUUUGAAAGAGAAAUAUGAGAAUCAUCCUGAAGUUCUAAGGACAAAUAUUGAGCUGAAAAGAGCUCAAGAUGAGCUAGAACAUUAUCGGAAUUUCUAUGAUUUGGGCGAAAGGGAAGUGCUGUUGGAAGAGAUUCAAGAUCUAAGAAACCAAUUGCAGUACUAUAUUGACUCUUCAUCUACUUCUGCUCUAAAAAGACGUUCACUAUUGCAAUUAACUUAUUCACCUCUUAGUACAAUUCCAGAGGCAACUGGGGGGUGUUCUGAAGUGAAACUUGAACAGGAGAGAAUCAGCUGGACUGAGGCAGAAAGCCAGUGGAUUUUGCUUGUUGAAGAAUUGAGAACAGAACUUGAUGCUAGCAGGGCACUAGCUGAAAAAAGGAGGCAGGAAUUGGAGACCGAGAAGAAAUGUGCAGAAGAGUUGAAGGAAGCAAUGCAAAUGGCAAUGGAGGGACACGCACGCAUGCUUGAACAGUAUGCAGAUCUUGAGGAAAAACAUAUUCAAUUACUUGCAAGCCACAAAAAGAUCCAGGAGGGAAUAGACGGUGUCAAGAAAGCUGCUUCUAAAGCUGGAGCUAGAGGUGCUGAAUCCAAGUUUAUAAAUGCCCUUGCAGCAGAAAUUUCAGCAUUGAAAGUAGAAAGGGAAAAAGAGAGGCGAUAUCUUAGGGAUGAAAAUAAAAUGCUUCAGGCUCAAUUGAGGGAUACUGUUGAGGCUGUACAAGCUGCUGGUGAAUUAUUAGUGAGGCUGAAAGAAGCAGAGGAAGCUAUUGCUGCUGCAGAGAAGAGAGCAGAUGGUGCAGAGCAAGAAACUUCAAAAGCAUAUAAACAGAUUGAUAAAUUGAAGAGAAAACAUGAAAAUGAGAUAAACACUCUUAAUGAGCUCCUUGCAGAGUCUCGCGUACCCAAAGAAACAAUACAACCUGCUUGUAAUGAUGUUAAAACAGCCAAGUAUGAUACAGGUGACCAUUUCAAUGAAGGCGAGCGAUGGCGUGAGGAAUUUGAGCCAUUCUAUAAUAAUGGUGAACAUGGUGAGUUAUCAAAGCUUGCAGAACCCUCAUCAUGGUUUUCUGGAUAUGAUAGGUGCAACAUAUAGAGAAAAUACUUAGAAUCAAGGUGGUGUAUGUAUUACUAAUAUUUCUGUGAAAUAGCUUGGAAGGUGCAUUUUGCUGUUUAUGUAGGUUGAUACCAGUUCUCACCAUUUGUGAGGACCAAUUUUUGGUUCUGUGUCUUGUAUUGAAAUUCAGAUUCUUGCAGUUCAUAAGAGUUGAAUGAAUGAUGUUCUUUUUUAUGCCUA
Manihot esculenta (cassava) is the source of this 4332-nucleotide messenger RNA. RefSeq names its product kinesin-like protein KIN-12B. The coding region runs from base 208 to 4131 and encodes 1307 amino acids. Gene Ontology annotation, molecular function: ATP binding; microtubule motor activity; microtubule binding. Gene Ontology annotation, biological process: microtubule-based movement. Lineage: Eukaryota; Viridiplantae; Streptophyta; Magnoliopsida; Malpighiales; Euphorbiaceae. The record is from RefSeq and is a predicted model, not a curated record. The transcript has 16 exons.